Messenger RNA from Pipistrellus nathusii (Nathusius's pipistrelle), 876 nucleotides. The record is from the annotation of a GenBank genome assembly. NCBI's taxonomy places the organism in Eukaryota, Metazoa, Chordata, Mammalia, Chiroptera, Vespertilionidae.
AUGGCGAUGGCGCAGAGCGGCCGCGGGGCGCUCCGCCUGCGGCUCCUCCUCUCGGCUCUGAAGUCGGGGCCCCACGUUCCCCUGGCCUGGCCCGCCGCGGCGUUCGGCACCUCAGUAACCUCCACCAAAGUGGCUGUGAACGGUGUCCACCUGCAUUACCAGCGGACCGGAGAGGGCGAGCAUGCCGUCCUGCUGCUUCCUGGAAUGUUGGGAAGUGGAGAGACUGAUUUUGGACCUCAGAUUAAAAACCUAAAUAAGAAGCUCUUCACAGUGGUUGCUUGGGAUCCUCGAGGAUAUGGACAUUCCAGACCCCCAGAUCGAGAUUUCCCAGGGGACUUUUUUGAAAGGGAUGCAAAAGAUGCUGUUGAUUUGAUGAAGACGCUGAAGUUUAAGAAGGUCUCUUUGCUGGGUUGGAGUGAUGGUGGUAUAACAGCCCUCAUUGCAGCUGCAAAAUACCCAUCUUACAUCCAUAAGAUGGUAAUUUGGGGGGCCAACGCCUAUGUGACUGAGGAAGAUGAGAUGAUUUAUCAGGGUAUCCGAGAUGUUUCUAAAUGGAGUGAGAAAACAAAAAAGCCUCUAGAAACCCUAUAUGGGUAUGACUACUUGGCAAAAACCUGUGAAAAGUGGGUGGAUGGCAUAAAACAGUUUAAACAUCUUCCGGAUGGUAAUAUCUGUCGGCACUUGCUGCCCCUGGUUCAGUGCCCCACCUUAAUCGUGCAUGGAGAGAAGGACCCUCUAGUCCCGCGUUUUCAUGCGGACUUCAUCCACCAGCAUGUGAGAGGGUCACGGUUGCAUCUGAUGCCAGAAGGCAAACACAACCUCCAUUUACGUUUUGCAAAUGAAUUCAACAAGUUAGUAGAAGACUUCUUACAGUGA